Closterium sp. Naga37s-1 is the source of this 1185-nucleotide messenger RNA. The record is from the annotation of a GenBank genome assembly. NCBI's taxonomy places the organism in Eukaryota, Viridiplantae, Streptophyta, Zygnematophyceae, Desmidiales, Closteriaceae.
AUGGCUGCUGUCUCAGUCUCAUCGUCGGCUGUCAAGGCUGCAGCUGGUUUUUCCGCGGCUGAGCUUCGGACCUCGUUCUUGAAGCCAGUUGUGUCGUUUGUUCAAGCCAAGAAGCCUGCUCGUUCCUUCUCAGCCGCAGCGGGACGUUGCGAGGCGUCCUCGAUUAGGAAGCAGGAUGUUUCGGCGAAAGCUCAAGCUGUGGAAGCUGAGACUGCAACGGCGACGAACAUCGCUGCAGAUGUGACCCAGCUGAUCGGCAGCACCCCCAUGGUGUACCUGAACAAGGUCGUCGACGGCUGCGUCGCCAACAUCGCAGCGAAGCUCGAAAUCAUGGAGCCCUGCUGCAGCGUCAAGGACAGAAUCGCAUACAGCAUGAUCAACGACGCUGAGGAGCGAGGCCUCAUCGAGGCGGGGAAGAGCGUGCUGGUGGAGCCGACGUCGGGCAACACGGGCAUCGGCUUGGCGUUCAUAGCAGCGGCGAGGGGCUACAAGCUCGUCCUCACCAUGCCCGCCUCCAUGAGCCUCGAGCGCCGCGUGCUGUUGCAGGCGUUUGGCGCGGAGCUCGUGCUCACGGACCCCGCCAAGGGCAUGAAGGGCGCUGUUGCCAAGGCGGAGGAGAUUGUGAAGGGCACCAAAGACGCGUACAUGCUGCAACAGUUCGAGAACCCCGCCAACCCCAAGGUGCACUUUGAGACGACCGGGCCUGAGAUCUGGGAGGACACGUGUGGCACUGUUGACUUCCUCGUCUCUGGCAUUGGCACGGGCGGCACUGUCACGGGCACAGGCCGGUACCUGCGCAGCCAGAACCCCAACGUUAAGCUGAUCGGAGUGGAGCCCAAGGAGAGCGCUGUUAUCUCAGGUGGAAAGCCAGGUCCUCACAAGAUCCAGGGCAUUGGGGCGGGCUUCAUUCCGGGGGUUCUGGAUGUGAGCCUUUUGGACGAAGUCAUUCAGGUCAGCAGCGAUGACUCAGUGGAGAUGGCCAAGCAGCUUGCUGUGAAGGAAGGGCUGCUGACGGGCAUUUCCUCUGGUGCAGCAGUGGUGGCAGCUAUUGAAGUCGCCAAGAGGCCUGAGAAUGCCGGCAAGCUUGUUGUGGUGGUUCUGCCCAGCUUCGGAGAGCGAUACCUGUCUUCAGUUCUCUUCUCUGACAUUAGAACCAAGGCUGAGGCAAUGACCCCCGAGGUGUAA